Molecule: messenger RNA, 5718 nt
Organism: Oryza brachyantha (malo sina)
Lineage: Eukaryota; Viridiplantae; Streptophyta; Magnoliopsida; Poales; Poaceae
Product: ENHANCER OF AG-4 protein 2-like
Exons: 13
Coding region: 390-4616 (1408 amino acids)
Biological process (GO): regulation of transcription by RNA polymerase II
Cellular component (GO): nucleus
Molecular function (GO): transcription coregulator activity; double-stranded DNA binding
Source: RefSeq, a predicted model, not a curated record
UACGUUUUCUUCUUAGGGUAUGUAAGCCACUCAUGGCCAAGACGAACUGAAGAGGAAGGGAGAAAAAAAAACCUUUUUCUAAUUUAUUGCGGGCAAGAAAAGAAAAGGAAAAUUGGCCCCUUUUAUUUUGGAUUUUAUUUUAGAGAGGUGCGGGAGGAAGGAAGGAUUUAUUUCAGGAUUUGCAUUUGUAGCAGCAGCAGCAGCAGGAGGAAGGGAUCGAGAGAGGGAGAGGGAGAGGGAGAUGGUGGAUUGAGGAGAAGGAAGCCGCCGCCGCCGCCACCGGAAUCCCUAGGGUUCCGCUCUCUCUUUCUCCUUCCUUCCUUAGGGUUUCUUCCUUCCUUAGGGUUUCCCGGCUCUAGGGCUGGGGCUGGGGAACUCCCCGCUUGGGAAUGGCUCCCGCCGCUAGGCGGGGCGCCAAGGCCCACAAGUGGACCAGACCGCCGCUCCUCGGCGAGCUCGUCCUCGCCAAGGUCAAGGGCUACCCCCCAUGGCCGGCCAAGGUCAGCAGGCCGGAGGACUGGGACCAGACGCCGGUUCCGCGCAAGGUCUUUGUUGUCUUCUUCGGUACCAGAGAGAUCGCCCACAUUGCUUUGCCAGAUCUUCAGCCAUUUACUGAUAACGCAAAGAGUGAGGUGAUGGAUCGAGCUCGGAACAAGCAGUGUCCAAAAAAGUAUAUCGAAAGUUUUGCUGAAGCUGUGGUUGAGAUCUGCAAGGCCUAUGAUGAUCUGCCAAAAUCGUCUGAAACUAUGAGCUGUAUGUUGCCUGAUCACACUCUUGAUCAAAGUGAAAAACCUACAGAACACCUUGUAAAGUCACCCAAUAAUGACGAGACUCCAAAAUCGGGGCAAAUGAAAGGUGAUAGUCAUAGUGACAACUUGAAUACUUCAGUGUUAGGUUCAGGGACUGAGGUGGACAUAAAAGACAGUUCUCAUGACAGAAGGGAUUCUUCUCUGGCAGCUGUUAAAAUGAAAAGGCCUAAGGAUCUCGAUCAUCCCAAGAAAAAGAGACCUAUGCACCUUGAACAAGACUGUUCAGCAACAUCCGUCCAUGCAGAAAGAGAGCCUAAGGAACCAAAAGCUGAAAACGAGAUCAAUCUAUCAGAAUUUUUAACGUUGGACCCUAAUGUACAGAUAGUUUGUGCCCUUGAAGUACCCCGGAAAUCUAAAGACAUUAAACAGUCAAAGAAUGCUGAAAGAAAGGACAGCAAACAUGUUAAUGCCUCAGGUAUUUCAGGGAGGAUUACACCAGGAGCUGAACUUGACGCCAAACCUAAAAGGAGUGCUGAAAAGGAAAUCAAGGGAUUUAAAAAGUCUAAAUUGAUGAUGAAACAACCAAUUUCCAAUGAAUCAGAGAAAAUAGACCAUAAACGACUAAUGCUCGACAAAUCUGACAAGCAGUUGGCCAGGAAAUCAUCUUCAGUCUUCUCUUCCAAUAAGAAACCUCUCCCUGGUAGCACUGAUAUGCGUCCAGCAAAGAGGCCAAAAUUGAUGGACAAGGCCAACGAGACAGUUAAAGCAGAAGAAAAGAGCGAGACCAGCUUACAUGUUGAUAAUGAAAAAGAUAAUGCCUUGAAAAUCGAAAAAUAUAUUCCUGUGGAAACUGCAAGUAACUCGGUUCCUAAGAUAGGAAUGGGCGAUGAUAAGACACGAAGGUCAGGUAGUCUUCUACCACCCCAAGCAAGGCUGCAUUCCCAGGGAUCAGAACCAGCAUCUGGUUCUUCAACUCAGUUAAGCGUUGUUGAUACUGCUAAAAAAGGCUCCAGCUUGAAGGAGGAUUUCUCGCGUGUUGGUAAGCCAUUGGGAAAACCCAGGAGAAGAGCUUGUCGCUUUGAUGAUGAGGAGGAGGAAGAACAACGGACACCGCCUCAUAAAUCUUCUGUCAAAUCCAUCUCAAUGCGUGUAGUCCCCACAGACAAGUUCCAAUCACAGACAGGGAUUCAGGGGGUUUCUUCAUCCCAAAUUGGCAAUGCUUCUGCAACGAAAUUUGGUGUGGCAAGAGAAGAGAAACCUAAAAGCAUUGGGAGGUCACCUGUGGAGCACGAGUCAGAUACUUCACCAAAUCAAGACAAAAUGCAUGGUAGACAACAAAUAAUGGGGAGAAGGUCAACCACAAGCUUGGUUGACACUUCUACUAGUCUGGUUAACAAAACUAACCUUGCAGAUCGCAAAUCCUCUGGGCAAUUAAGAAUGCCGGCAUCAUCUGAAGUGAAGAAAACACAAGGAAGUUCUUCUAAACUAUCGCACCAGACACCAGGGAAUUUGUAUUCUCAAAACAUUGAUGACUCAGAAAAGAAUAUGGUGUUGUCUAAAUCGGAAAACACUAAGGCUAAAACUAAAUCUGGCACACAGACGACUGCAACUGUAGAGAGUCGGAUAAGUGCCGUUAUGCCAGCUGACCGGAUUGGGAAGAUGGACCAAUCCAAAGACCAAAGGUCAAAUUUUGUUGAUAAAGCUGCUUUUUCUGAACCUAAUUCUGAUCCUAUAAAGUCAAUGAAGCAUCUCAUUGCAGCUGCUCAAGCAAGAAGGAAUCUUAUUGCAGCUGCUCAAGGAAAGUCUGAUGGGUUAUCUGCUGAUAAUACUGUUCUUUCCUCCGCACCAUAUGGCUUGCCUGGACUAAGCCCUAGUCCUGUCUUUCGCAUUCCAUCUGCAUCUAUAAUUAUUCCAGAAAGUGACGCGAAGGAGUUUCCUGACUCCUUUUCUGCUAUGACUGAACCUGGUCAGCAAGUUGGUAUGAAAAGCCUACUGGAAAUUGGGCAUGAACAUGGAAAGAGCCCCAAACCUAGGCAGCUUAAUGAUUCAUUGAGUGUUGGAACAGAUGCAGUGAUUGCACGUGAUGCCCUAGAGGGUAUGAUAGAGACGCUUUCGAGGACAAAGGAUAGUAUUGGGCGGGCUACACGUCAUGCAAUAGAGUGCUCAAAAUAUGGCAUUGCUGCUGAGAUUGUUGAGCUUCUCAUGCUGAAAUUAGAGAGCGAGCCUAAUUUGCAUAGGAGAGUUGACCUCCUUUUUCUGAUAGACUCCAUAACACAGUGUUCUCACACUCAGAAAGGUGUUGCUGGGGCUUCAUAUGUUCCCACUGUUCAAGCUGCAUUACCUCGUCUCUUGGGUGCUGCUGCUCCACCAGGAGCUGGUGCUCGUGAAAAUCGACGACAGUGCCUCAAAGUUUUACGUUUAUGGCUUGAGAGAAAGAUUAUGCCAGAAGAUGUACUUCGAAGAUACAUGGAUGAUAUUGAGGUGCCAAAUGAUGAUGCUAACACAGGCUUUCUGCUGAGGCGACCAUCUCGAGCUGAACGCUCUGUAGAUGAUCCUAUUAGGGAGAUGGAAGGCAUGCUUGUUGACGAGUAUGGAAGCAAUGCAAACUUUGAGCUCUCUGGGAUUCUAUCAUCCAAUGUCUUUGAAAAUGAUGAUGAUUUCCCUGGAUCAUCACCAGCUAUUGCUAUUUCAUUGCCAGUUGAAAGUGGCAGAAAGCAAGAAAAUGAACAAGCUAUUGCACCAAAUUUUGUUGAGGAAAACAUUAGGUUACCUAAAGAUGUGACUGGUGAUGUUCUAAUGGAAGAUACCUCUGUUUUACCAAGAGACAAGCAACAGACAGAUGGAGCUAUCUCCAUUGUGCAUGAAAUGGAUAGAGAGCAUGCGUUGGCUGAUCAGAAUGAGCUUCCUCCUCUACCUGAUGGACCUCCACCAUUUUCAUUAGAUGCACCACCUCCCCCACCUCUGCCUGAGGGACCCCCACCGCUUCCAUCAGAUUCACCACCGUGCCUUCCUCCUUUGCCUCCUUCACCACCACCUGCUACACCGCCACCGCCGCCACCACUUUCACCAUCUUUGCCACCUCCGCUACCACCUCCACCUCUACCAUCUGGCCCACCUCCUCAGCCUGCCCCACCACCCCUGCCAAUCCAGCCACCACCUAUUCCUUCAAUUCCCCCACCUGUUUCAUCAUCUCCAUCAUCAUUGGGCUACCAGCCUCCUGCACCGGAAUAUUUCAGGGCUUCAAAUGGCAACCAACUAAACCAGAUGGGAGGGAAUGCAUCAAUUCAAGGAAUUGGAAAUAUGCCAAACUUCAUUCCCGGUGGAUCAGGGAACACACAAGCUGCAGUUAAUUUUACCCCAUCAGUGCCAGCAGAUUAUGGGAAUAACAAUCUAUAUAUGACACCGCAAGGUUCUAAUGGUAAUUUUCAGUUUCGACCAACUGGUGUAUCUUUUCAGCAAGGAACAUUCAAUGCCUUUCCUUCUGCGCAAACACCACCAGUUCAUUCCCACACUCAUCUCACACAAAUGAACCCUGUGGGUCAACAAGCUGUGCCUCCAUGCAAUCCUUAUGCUGUACAGUCCUUCCCAAAUAGUCAAAGCCAGUAUGCAUCUGGUAACUUCAGUCCAGAUGAUCAGCGUAGUACUUGGUUACCAGGUGCUAGACCAUUAUCUUGCUCAGAGGGGUCGUUCAUGCAGGAUGGAUAUCCAAGGUCUAACAUUGACAGAUCUUCAAUGAAUCCUAUGACUCAUCAACGUCCUGUACUCAACCGUAUGCCAUCUGGAGCACCUGUACCAGGACAUGUUGUUCCUCAGAUGCUGCCAGCUAGACCUGAUAUUCAUACAUUUAAUUGCUGGAGGCCUUCCUAAUUAAAUUGCUCAACUGAACUCCUUGCUUGCGGCUUUCACAUGGGAAAUUGGGAUUGCCAGAAGCCAUUUCAAUUCAACUUGCAACAAGAGGUGCUUAUGUUAGUCUGUUUUGUGAUGAAGAUGCACUUUUGCUUAUGGAGGAAUUAUGAGAUCUUACAUAGUAUUUGAAAUGGACGUUUUACAUUGUAAUUAGUCUUGGCAACAGCAUCCAGCAGACUAAUCUUAGUGUAAGCACAUGUUUUACAUGAAACAAAGUCGUCUCUGUUCGUGUUGCUAUGGUGUGUUUUUUUAAGGACUGCAAACUGUGUUUGUUGUAUCAUGCUCAGAAGGUGUUAGUAAUAACCAGUGAGUCCGUUAGUGAAAUAUAAAGAGUUACUCAUACCAGCGUAGUCCAUCUAUGGUAUUUUCUGCAGUUUUACUUGGAGUGUCGUGUCCACUGUGAAUCAUGACUAAGUUUCAACUUGAUAGACAUAUCUAACCUCACAACUAAAAGCUCAAGCACCCUGUUCUUGCCUCUUAUUGAGUGGUUCCUUGGUUUUUUUUUUCUUUUUGGAAUGAAUUUCAGUUUGGAGCCUUUUGUCUUUAGCAAAGCUUCAUUUCUGACACCCUUUAAAACCUAUAGUUUCACUACCCUCCCUCUCUUUUCUUUGCAUGUUUGUUUCUCUUUGGACCCUUUUCCUCAACGUUAUUGCCAUCUCUGCGUGGGCGGCGGUGGAAGCGUGGCUAGGGAGGAGAUUACGACGGCACCCUGACCUAACCUUGAGGAAAAGAGCGAAAUAGGUCCAAAGUGAAACCCAAAGGUCUGAACAAUUUAUGUUACUCAAAGGUAAGAGUUUCAUCGGGCUUUUUUGGCAUGUCCAUUGGUCACUCUGAUGAAGUCGAGGGGAGCUUCUGUGGCAGGUCCAAUGCUUGGAUUGAAGAGUCAAAUGUAGAUUUGUACAAAGAAAGAGGGUAACUCCAUGUACAGUUGAUAACAUUAUUAUGCGUUGCCGUCCCUUGGCACAAGCCAGCGAUGAUAGAUAGGAAUUUUGAACCCUUUUUUGGGUUGGAUAACUGCAAGAAUGCUGACAAGUUAGGAGAUGCAAUGAUGGAAUUUUUGGUA